Molecule: messenger RNA, 600 nt
Organism: Vicia faba (fava bean)
Lineage: Eukaryota; Viridiplantae; Streptophyta; Magnoliopsida; Fabales; Fabaceae
Source: the annotation of a GenBank genome assembly
AUGACUUCACAAGUAGCUCUCCACACAUUCUCUCAACCAGACACCAAAACUUCCACCGCCGUAACCGCCGUAACCGCCACCGACUCCGAUCCCAAUCUCCAUCUCUCCACCGUUCGUAGAACCUCCACCACCGCCUCACGAUCCACCAAAGACCGUCAUACCAAAGUUAACGGCCGCGGUCGCCGUGUCCGUAUGCCGCCUCUCUGCGCCGCCAGGAUAUUCCAGCUUACACGCGAACUCGGCCACCGCUCCGACGGUGAAACCAUCGAGUGGCUCCUCCGACACGCUGAGCCGUCUAUUAUCGCGGCCACUGGGACUGGCACUGUCCCCGCUGAUCCAGUUUCAGCCGUCUCCGCCGUUUCUUCCUCAUCCGCGCCGUCUGUUUCCUGUAAUGUUCAUCCGUUGUCUUCGGUUGGUCACGUUAGUCAAGGCGUGUUUGCUGCGGUACAGCAGCCCAGCUGCCGGCUUGAUCUCUGUCAGCCGACUGGGAUGGAAUACGCGGCGGAGAACAGAUACCGUCACAUGCCUUUCACGGCGUUGUUGUUGCAACCCACUACGGUGGAGGAGAAUCAGCAAGAAGAAGCGCGGAGUGAACAAUGA